Molecule: messenger RNA, 1827 nt
Organism: Talpa occidentalis (Iberian mole)
Lineage: Eukaryota; Metazoa; Chordata; Mammalia; Eulipotyphla; Talpidae
Gene: DND1
Product: DND microRNA-mediated repression inhibitor 1
Exons: 4
Coding region: 35-1096 (353 amino acids)
Biological process (GO): negative regulation of miRNA-mediated gene silencing; mRNA stabilization; germ cell development
Cellular component (GO): cytoplasm; nucleus
Molecular function (GO): mRNA binding
Source: RefSeq, a predicted model, not a curated record
UAAAAGGGGGUGCUGGCGGGCCAGCGCGAGAGCCAUGCAGUCCAAGCGGGAAUGCGAGCUGUGGUGUGAGAGGGUGAAUCCAGAGAACAAGGCGGCGUUGGAGGCGUGGGUCAGGGAGACGGGCAUCCGCCUGGUGCAGGUGAACGGGCAGAGGAAGUACGGCGGGCCGCCCCCAGGCUGGGUGGGCAGCCCGCCGCCGGCCGGGUCGGAGGUGUUCAUCGGGCGGCUGCCCCAGGACGUGUACGAGCACCAGCUGAUCCCGCUGUUCCAGCGCGUGGGCCGCCUCUACGAGUUCCGCCUGAUGAUGACCUUCAGCGGCCUGAACCGCGGCUUCGCCUACGCCCGCUACAGCUCGCGGCGCGGCGCUCAGGCCGCCAUCGCCACGCUGCACAACCACCCGCUGCGCCCCGCCUGCCCGCUGCUGGUGUGCCGCAGCACGGAGAAGUGCGAGCUGAGCGUGGACCGCCUGCCGCUGGGGCUGAGCCGCCGCGCGCUGCUGCUCGCUUUGCAGCCGCUGGGGCCCGGCCUGCAGGAGGCGUUGCUGCUGCCCAGCCCCGGGCCGGCGCCCGCGCAAAUCGCGCUGCUCAAGUUCAGCUCGCACCGCGCCGCCGCCAUGGCUAAAAAGGCCCUGGUGGAAGGCCAGUCACGCCUCUGUGGAGAGCAGGUGGCAGUGGAGUGGCUCAAGCCAGACCUGAAGCAGCGACUCCGCCAGCAGUUUGGGGGUCCGUUGCUGCGGCCCCUACAGCCAGAGAGCAGCCGCUUGUCCCUGGCCAGGGACAAGCUAGUGUCCCAAGGGGCUCGGGCUGCCCUGCAGGUGUUGUGCCAGCAGAUGAAGCUGGGCAUCCCAGUCUUCCUCACCAAGUGUCUGGGCACGGGCCCUGCUGGCUGGCAUCACUUCUGGUACCAGGUGGUGAUCCCUGGGCACCCGGUGCCCUUCAGUGGCCUCAUCUGGGUUGUGCUGGCCCAGGAUGGGCAGGAUGCACAUGAGGUGGCCAAGGAUGCUGUGUCUGCACAGCUGCUGGAGGCACUGAGUAAGUCUGGGGCCAGCCUCCUGCAGCCUGCUGUGGCUAAGGCAGGUGUCAUGGUCAAGCAGUGACCCCAUCCUCUCUACAGGCAGCCUGACCAAAGGGGCAUAACCUGGGUCAGUCCCCAGCCCAGCAGGCCUGGGUAACCACUAUCUGAUCCCAAAAGGGGGAGGGGCAUGGGCCCUGCCUUAGGCCUGACAGCCCCAUAGCUGGGGCAGGGUCCCAGCACACACCUGGGGACAGCUCAGGUUUGGCUAAGUUGUGGUGAGGGACCUUGCCCUCCUCCCACCCAGGCUUGGGUCUGACCCAUGGAUAUUCCUUGCCCAUUCUCUGACACACACACCCUCUCCUCCUCCCACAGUGUAGCAUAAAACUUUGCUUAUUUUCUUGACUUGUCCUCUUUGCUGUUUUUUAUUUGGGGGCUGGCAAAGCCAAAAGGUCAGAAGUCUUACCUUUUGUCCCUACCACUUGGUAUUCUAGUUUCGGUUUAUGUACAACUUUUGAGUUUUUCUAUGCUGGUUGUAUUUAUAUUAAACCCCUGGUUGGUGUACACCUGUGUCAGUGCUGUGGACUUGUAUUACAGUGGGAGAGUGAGGGGCUGCUGCAGGGUAAGCAUUUCCCCACAUAGUGCCCGGAGUCCUGAGCCUCUGUCUGCAUGUCGUCUUGGCAACACCUUGGAAGCAAAACUCUUGCCCAGGAAGGAUCUAUCUUAAGAUUCAGAUCAUCCCCUCAGUCACUAUCAUCCUCACUCUCCUCUUCCUCCCCAGCUGUGGGGUCCUCUCCUUCCUCCCUCAGUCCUGCA